Messenger RNA from Medioppia subpectinata, 219 nucleotides. NCBI's taxonomy places the organism in Eukaryota, Metazoa, Arthropoda, Arachnida, Sarcoptiformes, Oppiidae. The record is from the annotation of a GenBank genome assembly.
AUGUCUUUAACAGCGAUCACACUCUUCAACCCAAAUGUGCCAAACAUAUCGCAUACAACUGCUAUAAGACUCAAACAACAACUGUAUAUAUAUUUACUGCAAAGAUAUCUACUAUUGAAAUACCGGUCGGAAUCAGAAUCACAGACAAGAUUACAGAAUCUAAUGAUUAUAUUGAAUGAAUUCAAAAUUGUAAAUAGUAACGAUUUGACCAAACCCUAA